AAUAAAAUGGCUGCGACCAUGAAAUACAAUUUUUGCAAUUAUUUUUCUCACAUUUUGCAAGCGUAUUUUCAUCUAAAACAAAAUGAAUUAGUGGAUGUAAUGUUUACAAACCAAGCAUCAUAUUCCCCGCAGUAAUGUCCUUCAAGAGAGAAGGAGACGAUUACGGAGGUCUCGUUAUUUUGAAGAAACGGCGGGUGGCGGAACUCUUUGCCAAUGACAUUCCAGUUGGGGAGGCGUUACUCUGCAGCAAUGGCAGAUUUUCCUGUAGUGUGUGUAAACACAAGCCAGUUUUUGAUACAAUCAACAUGCUGGCAGUUCACCGGAAGGGAAAGAAACAUCUUGCAAAUGCAGCAAUGGCAACAGCAGAAAAGGAAGAACUUGCUGAGCUUGUCCUGAAACGCCAACAACAAAUGUACUUAGGUGGGAGCGGCAUAGAUCUCAACAUGGUUAAUUCAACGACAAGUUUUGAUGGCAUUCUGACGUCACCUGUGUAUGACCCUCGCAUGAGACGGCCCAAAGUCAAACCUCACGAUAGGAAGCCUCGCGUUGAUCUUGGCAGCAUACAACAAUGUAGUCAGACACAGGGUGAAAAUUCUGUGUCUUUAAGCUCUAAUCCUAACCCUCGGUUUAAAAACUUUAAGAAAGACUUCUUGAGGCAGCAACAGCAAGAUGAAAAGGGAGUGUCAGUCUCCACGCUACCAAGAUCAGGCAACCAUGAAAUACCAGUGCCCGGAGCUUGGAGUCAAACAGCCUGUAGUGCUGAUGAGGAAUCAUCAGCCAAACAAGUUCCUGAGGCUUCAAGUGUUGAAUCAAAACAAACUUUACCCGCAGAACGAACCUAUGUUCAUCAGAAAUACUACAAGAAGAAGCAUUAUAUUUGUGAUCGUGUCGGCAAAACGAAUGUUUCUAAUGAAGAAAGGGAGAAACAGGAGAAAUAUCUCCAAUUGAGAGGGGCUGGGUGGAAGAAAGACUGGUGUGGAAAGUGGGUGAAGGAAGAGGGCGUGGAAUUCGACUCGGACGAGGAACCCCCAGACGUAGCCUAGCUCACAGGUUCCACAUGUUUCCUUGAUGUUCCUGUUACUAUGGAGGAUACAAAGUCACAGUUUGAAUAUCCAAUCAAAAACUUUUGUGGAUACCUUGUUAGUUGAUGGGGAACCAACCCUAUCUCUAUUAUUUAAGGUGUGUCAAAUGAUUAUCAGUAGAUUUAUUUUGAAUUUUAAAAUGACUCUUUUUGAUGAUACAAGAAACUAUGGUUGGUUUUUUCCAAGAUUGGGUCAUGAUGUUUGCCGCUGAAUAUAUUGGAACCAAAUUUGAUCGGAUAUGAUAUAUUUUACUCAAAGUUGCGUGUUAGUGAAAUCAUCACAACUUCCAAAAGUUUUAGGCCGUUUGGAUCUUCCAAGGCAUCAGAUUAAGGUUUUGAUAGUAUUAAAACAACAGUUAUAUCUUAGAAAGCAAGGUAGAGGUGACUUGUCUAUAAAGAUUCUGUUGACAUAUCAUAAAUUCAUGUGCAUGUUGUCUCCUUUUAUCUGUGGAGUGUCCAAAGUUCGACUACAUGUAUAUACAACCAAGAAAACCUUCUCUAUUAUGAAUGAAUAAAAGGCUAUGUUAC
Molecule: messenger RNA, 1609 nt
Organism: Lineus longissimus
Lineage: Eukaryota; Metazoa; Nemertea; Pilidiophora; Heteronemertea; Lineidae
Product: sodium channel modifier 1-like
Exons: 6
Coding region: 135-1043 (302 amino acids)
Biological process (GO): RNA splicing
Cellular component (GO): nucleus
Source: RefSeq, a predicted model, not a curated record